Messenger RNA from Corylus avellana, 1767 nucleotides. NCBI's taxonomy places the organism in Eukaryota, Viridiplantae, Streptophyta, Magnoliopsida, Fagales, Betulaceae. The record is from RefSeq and is a predicted model, not a curated record.
GGCAGGGAAAAAGAUAAAGAGGUUUUACUUCAAUUAUUGCUGGGUGAAAGACGUAAUGAUGCUCAAGUCUCUGUGAUUCCUAUACUCGGUAUGGGGGGUAUAGGAAAAACAACUCUUGCCCAGCUUUUAUUCAAUGAUAAAAAAGUGCAAAGCUUUUUUGAUUUAAAAGCAUGGGCCUGUGUUUCUGAAGACUUUGAUGCUGUUAGGGUGACAAAAGCAGUUCUAAAAUCAGUCACCUUUGCAAGCCGUGAUGAAAAUGAUCUGAAUUUGUUGCAAGUCGAACUCAAGGAACAACUAAAAGGGAAGAAAUUUCUAGUCGUUCUGGAUGAUCUAUGGAAUGAGAACUACGUUGAUUGGACUAUCCUACGCGCUCCUUUCCUAGCAGGGGCUCCGGGAAGUGCAAUUGUCAUCACAACUCGCAAUGAGAGAGUUUCAUCGAUAACACGUUCCCUUCCAGAGUACUGUUUGGAAGUGUUGUCAAAAGAUGCAUGUUUGUCUGUAUUUACCCAACAUGCACUGGGGGCAAGCAACUUCAGUGCACAUCCGAACCUUCAAGAGAUUGGUGAAAAAAUCGUUGAAAGAUGUAAAGGCUUGCCUUUGGCAGCAAAGACCCUCGGAGGCCUCUUGCGCACUAAAAAGGACCGUAAUGAGUGGGUAAAUGUGCUUAAGAGCAAGAUAUGGGAUAUACCAGAGGAGAGAAGUGGAAUUGUUCCCGCCCUUAUGUUGAGCUACCACCAUCUCCCUUCACAUUUAAAAAGGUGCUUUAUGUAUUGUUCAAUACUCCCAGAGGACUAUAAAUUUGAAGAGCAUCAGUUGGUUCUGUUGUGGAUGGCAGAAGGUCUAAUUCAACCACCGGAAGGGGAUAAGCAAAUGGAAGAUCUGGGUAGCGAGUAUUUUCAUGAUUUGUUGUCAAGGUCCUUUUUCCAACAAUCAAGCACGGAGAAAUUCCGAUAUGGGAAACCACAAUUUGUGAUGCAUGAUCUCAUCAACGAUUUGGCCCAAAGGGUUGCAGGAGAUAUAUGCUUCAAGAUGGAGGAUGAAAUUUGGGGUGGUAACAAAAUAAGACUUCCUAAAAAGGUUCGACACUCUUCUUACUUGCGUGGACAAUUCGAUUUUGCUAAAAAGUUUGAGCCUUUUUUUGAACUCAAAUGUCUACGUACCUUCCUCCCUCUUCCAUGUCCUAGUUAUUGUUAUUUGACUCAAAAUGUUCAUAUUCAAUUGUUGCCAGAAUUAAAAUGUUUAAGAGCACUCUCUUUGAGUGGGUACUGCAUAGUUGAGGUACCAAAUUCGAUUGGUGAUUUAAAGCAUUUACGGUACCUUGACCUUUCUUACACUGAAAUUAGAGGUUUGCCCGAAUCAACAACUACUCUAUACAACUUACAGACAAUGAUUCUGGAGGGAUGUUCUUAUCUAGAGCAAUUGCCUUCAAAUUUGGGCAACUUGGUCAACUUGCGCCACCUUAACAUUCUCAAUGCAACUAAGCUGGAAGGAAUGCCUCCUCAAAUAGGUAAAUUAACUCAUCUCCAAACAUUGUCUAAUCUAAUUGUGGGAAAAGGCAGUUGCUUCUCGUUAAGAGAGCUAGGUUCUUUGUCGCAUCUUCGAGGGACACUCCUCAUCUCACAAUUGGAGAAUGUCACUAAACCUAGGGAUGCAAGCGAUGCUAAGUUAAUUAAAAAGAUUGAUCUUACUACGUUGUGCUUGGAAUGGAGUGUCAACAUAGAUGAUUCACAAGAUAGAAGAAGUGAGUUUGACGUACUUAGCAUGUAA